CGCGCCCGGCUGCCCUGCACCGCGACUUUCCUUUCUCCCCUUUUCUUUUUUUGUUUUUUUGUUUUUGUGGGUUUUUUUCUUUUCCUCUUAUCCCCCUUCCCUCUCGGGACUGGAAGCAGGAACCGCGUCCCUGAAAUUGCUAUGCCAGCUGAACUCUCCCGGGCCGUGGGAAUGCACGCCAUCUCCGACCUCCACUCCUCCCUCCCCCUGCGGCUCCUCAACAAGGGGCCCGAGUACCUCCGCAGGCAGCUGGAGGCCGGCAAGCCGGGCAGGAAGAGUGCCGUGGAGAGACUGGCCGCCGAUAAGGCCAAGUACGUAAAGAGCCAGCAGGUGAUCAGCACCAGGCAGGAUCCCGUCAUCGCGCUCAGCUCAGCCUCGGAGAGCAGCAGCGAGACCUGCUCCGUGGAGAGCAGAGCAGCGAGCAGGGAGCUGGGCACGGGCACGAAGGCCCUGGAGCUGGGCAGGGCGGUGAGCUCCUGCCGAGCCCCCCUGCAGCACGGCCCCCCCAUCGCCAGGCGCAGCACCAGGAGGCAGAUGCGGCCGGAUUCCCUGGUGAUCUACCGUCAGAAAUGUGAGCUUGGGAGAGGUCAAAGCCAGGACAGCUCACGGGGGAAUUUGGUGAGGAGGAUCUUCCAUGGGUCCAUAAAGGAGAAGCAGUUGGCUUCCCCCGAGUUGCCCAGAGUCAUGGAGGACGUCGCAGCCACCGAGGGCUAUGAACCUCUCUCAGCAAAAGAUGGUGACCGUGAGCCCAGUGACCAUGGAGCGGUGCAGACUAUCCCUGUGAGCACUGAAGGGGAAGGAGUAUGUAUAAAAGAGCAUGAGGGACCCUCAAAACUGAGUACACCUCCUGAAGAGGUCAAGGAGGUGAAGAGGAGAGGUCUCCAUCGCUCCCAGUCAGACAUCAGCUCUCGCUACUCCAAGUCCUUCGCUGAGUUUGAAACGUUUUUCAAGUACUGUGGCCUGGAGCAGGAGGUCAUUGAGGAUCUUGGGAGAGAGAACUUCUCCGUGGUGUCUGACAAUGUCUCCUUCAAGAUCCGCAGCAUCAGCGUGGCAACAUCGGAGAGUGAGUUCACGAGGCACAGUGGGGAUGAGGGGCUGCUGGAGGACGAGCUCACCGAGCAGGUCCCCAGCAGCACCUCUGUGAUUGAGCGCAACGCUCGGAUUAUCAAAUGGUUGUACACCUGUAAGAAAGCCAGGGAGACCAGCAAGGUGAUCCAGGAACUGGCGUGAUGGCUUCAUUCAGCAUGCGUUGGAGCCUGGUGAGCUCAAGAAUUUCUGACUUGGAAGUUGAACAUAACCAGGCACAGGAAGAAACUGUUCCCUCAUCUGGCUUAUGUGUACUUUGUCCAAGUUUAGUAUUUUGUUAUUGCUUCCUACCUUCACCCCCAUCCCCUGGAAGCCUCACUCUUGUCAAGCCCAAGGGUGUCCAAGAUUGCAAUGAAAAGUGGAGAUUGUGAG
Pseudopodoces humilis (Tibetan ground-tit) is the source of this 1458-nucleotide messenger RNA. It is a transcript of the gene FAM110C, whose product is annotated as family with sequence similarity 110 member C. Gene Ontology annotation, biological process: positive regulation of cell migration; regulation of cell projection assembly. Gene Ontology annotation, molecular function: alpha-tubulin binding. Gene Ontology annotation, cellular component: cell cortex. The record is from RefSeq and is a predicted model, not a curated record. NCBI's taxonomy places the organism in Eukaryota, Metazoa, Chordata, Aves, Passeriformes, Paridae.